AUGGCGACUGGAACCAAUGGCGCUCGACGCGCUGUAUCGCUGCUGCGUAUGACUCUCGCCAAUAGCUCAGAUUGCAACAAACCCAUACUGACCAAUUCUCAGGGCCAUCAAGACUCGACUUUGGCCGGAUCGACAACGGCAUCAACAACCCCUCCCUCUUCCGCAUUCCCGGUCGUGAGCCCCGUCUACACUAUCAACGCCGGUGUGGUUCUUUCCCGCCCUCCCCAGAUCACCCGUGACCUCGAGCCCUUCGAAAAAGCAUACUUCUUCUAUCAGAAGCGAUUGAACGAGCGUCUGGCUCUUCCUUUCACCAAAUACUUCUAUUUUAAGCGUGGUACGCCGCUGGACGAAGACUGGAAGAAGAAGAUUCAGGCUCGUCAGACUCCCGCACGUGACAUUGGAAAGUACAACGCGUACGCUCAGGAUGCAUGGAACGACGAGUUGCUCCUAGGAGCCAAGGAGUCAGACCCUGAAUACCAGGUUGAGCAAUUGGUACUUGAUGCGGAAUCGACUGCCAAUGCGACUUCGCAGGAUACCAGCAAGAAGGAGGAGAUCCCACGACCACACCCACGGGUGACGGAGGCUGAUAAGAAGGGUGACUACAAGAGUCUGAAUCGUCUGUUACCCAGGACUUUGUAUUUGCUAGUUCAGUCGAAGGAUGGAUACUGGAAACUCCCCAGCACGCCAAUCCAAACAGAGGAGACUCUCCGCGAGGCUGCCGAGCGCACUCUUUCGCAGACUGCAGGUGUUAACAUGAACACCUGGAUGGUCGGCUUCCACCCCGCCGGUCACCAUGUCUACAACAACCGCAAACCCCACGCUGACAAGGCCACUGGAACCGUAUCACAUGGCGAGAAGACAUUCUUCAUGAAGUCCCGUAUCAUGGCCGGACAGGCUGAUCUGUCCGCCAGUGUGGAGAAGCUGAAGGAUUUCAAGUGGCUCUCAAAGGAGGAAAUCCCACAAUUUGUGACCCAGCAAUACUACAGCUAUAUCAAGAAUAUGCUGGCUGAUCGCUAA
Messenger RNA from Penicillium angulare, 1017 nucleotides. RefSeq names its product mitochondrial 54S ribosomal protein mL46. Gene Ontology annotation, cellular component: mitochondrial large ribosomal subunit. Bases 1 to 1017 code for a protein of 338 amino acids. Gene Ontology annotation, molecular function: structural constituent of ribosome. Lineage: Eukaryota; Fungi; Ascomycota; Eurotiomycetes; Eurotiales; Aspergillaceae. The record is from RefSeq and is a predicted model, not a curated record. The transcript has 3 exons.